This is a messenger RNA of Penaeus chinensis, 2953 nucleotides long. RefSeq names its product neural-cadherin-like. The transcript has 16 exons. Gene Ontology annotation, biological process: homophilic cell-cell adhesion. Bases 814 to 2895 code for a protein of 693 amino acids. Gene Ontology annotation, cellular component: plasma membrane. Gene Ontology annotation, molecular function: calcium ion binding. NCBI's taxonomy places the organism in Eukaryota, Metazoa, Arthropoda, Malacostraca, Decapoda, Penaeidae. The record is from RefSeq and is a predicted model, not a curated record.
GCACGCUGGGGUGUUGUUAGGCGGUUCUUGCCUGUCUACUUGCCUGCCUGUUGGCUCGCAGGCGUGCUCGAGAGGCGCCGGGUUUGAACGCUUCUUCUUCGUCUGCGCCUCCGUCAGGUUGGAGGGAGAGUAACCCGGUCGAGUUCAUGAUGUAAAUAUUUUUUUUUUCUCUUUUGUUCAAAUCCUAAUCUUCAAAGUGAUGGCACGCGGUACAAAGACCCGACUUUUAAAGGAGGAGAUUCAAUUACUCUCGCUCUCGGAUGGAAAUUCAUUUGACUAAAUUCAGACGGAAUUAAUCAUCGAACAGUGAAUCCGGUAUUCUUUGAGGACCGGCGAGCGGCAAAAGAUACUCCUCGUCAAUUAUGGAAAAGGAAUGAUUGGGGUCCUGAUGGCUCGACAUUCUGAAGUGCGAUUGGAGAGAUUGGAAGAUGAAACUAUGAUGGCCCUGAGGUCUGUUUCGGAAAUUUCUCAUUAAGGAAAAGACGCUUGGCUGUGAUUGGUAUUGUAAAAUAAUGCAUCGACAAACCCAAAAGUAAGAAAAGAUAAAAUUGGCAGUUUCAAUCUGACUUAUCUAGGAAGAAAAAUAUUUCGGAAAAGAAUAGCAUCGAGAGAAUUACUUUAUUUGUUAUUUUCAUGAGAAGAUAACAUAUAAAAUACGAAAACAAAAAACAUAGACACAUAUUGAAAAGAAAAAAGAAACUAAAAAGACUAAACAUAUCCAAGAGAACCGAAACACUGUAACGUGAGACACCAUGCCCGAAUCACCAUAAAAUCACCAUAGAAGAGACGUGACCCGUUCCAUCACAAGCCAAAAUGUGUUCCCCGAGCGCGCUUGUGAUGGUGACUGUCCUGGCGUGCUUGACUGGACACACUCACGGACACCGCAGCUCAGCAUGGACACUCACGAAUCAGCUGGUCUCUGCCGGCGUCCACUUCCACAAUCUGGCUAUGAUGUACUUCGUUGUCGUGUCAGAAUCAUCAGCACAACAACAGUACUACGAUUACCCCGCUGAUCAGCACCAGAGCGCCCACUAUAAGAGAAAAGAACACCAUAGGAUUCGACACCAUCUCAGCCGGCGGCACUUAAACUACAGACAACAAUUACGAUUUUCACAGACACUAUACACCCAGUCCGUGCCUGAGAACAUACCUCUACACACCUCUAUUCUAAAGGUCCAAGCGUCCGACCCCGGAGCAGACGGCGACGGCGUUAUCAAGUACCACGUAAGCGACACGGAUAAUUUCAAAGUAGACGAGGAGGGUGUUCUCUAUAACAUCCGCCCGUUGGACUACGAGAGAACUUCAGGCCAGUAUCGGGUACAGAUCUCCGCGGAGAGUCAAGGAGCAAAGCAAUGGGGGAGGAGAAAGGUCGUCACAACAGCCCUCAUCUACGUCACCGACGCCUCAGAACCGCCGUAUUUCGACUCUUCACAUUAUUACUAUUACAUUCCGGAAUUUGCUGCCCCUGGCACGUUCGUCGGCAAAGUCAUAGCACGAGACGACGACAACGACUUCGAUAGCUAUUCUCUGGACGGCGUCGAGCCUCCGAAUAUGUUCAGCGUCGACACCCUCCAGGGCAUCAUCAGCGUGGGCCAGACGCCGCUCGGGAAGCAGUGGGUCUACCUGUUCCAGGCCCGGGCGACGGACUACCAGGGUCACGUGACCUCGGUUCCCGUCACCGUUUAUAUCAUAGCCAGCAAUCCGUCAUAUGCUCGACUGACUUCUGAAAGUAAAGAGGAGAACCGCCACAAACCCGUGUUCCCGGAGUGCACGGCCUAUGACCAGAUCCACGUGAAGGAAAACAUGACAGCAGGAUCUCCGGUUGUCUUGGUUCUCGCCAAGGACAAUGACGUGGGGAAGAACGGCAUUGUGUCUUAUUCCCUCAUCAACGACUUCGGGAGUUUCGCCAUCCAUUCCUCGAGCCAGCAAGGCCAGGUCACCACGACGCGGCGAUACGACCAGACCCUGGCCACCGACCACCGCUCAGGCACGACCGUGUUGCGGGUCACGGCCUCUGACCUCGACGCCGGGGAAAACGCCCACGUGACCUAUUCUCUGAGGGCGCACCACCCGCAUGACCUCGAUUACUUUUCGAUAGACAGCAGCUCGGGGAUCAUGACGCUGCGGAAGCCCUUGGAUGAUAGCAUGGCCAACAGCAAAACCUUCGAGCUGAGCGUGCAGGCUGAAGACCAAGGACGGCCUGCACUAUCAUCCACAGUGCCGAUCACCAUCACCGUAGUGUCCUCGGGAGAGCUGCCCCCCACGAUCGUCAGCCAGAACCCGCUACACCCGAUAAUACCCGAAAAUACGACGGAAAACACACCCGUUGUUACUGUGUGCGCCAGAUCGAACUUGGCCGACAGCCCGAACGUGUACUUCACUCUCAUCAACGGCAACACACGAGACACAAAUUCCGACGGAACGUUUGCUUUGAGACGGCUGCCCGACUCGAGCUCCGCCUGCGUCGACAGCUCGGGCGUGAGCAUCUUCGUCGCCACCAGGAACCUCGACUACGAGACGGUCGAGUCAUACAACCUCCUCCUCCAGGUUGUGAACGACCAGAACGCCCGCGUGGACAAGCAGCUCCUCGUAGAUAUCGUGGACGUGAACGACAACGCCCCUCUCCUCCAGCUCUUCGACGGGUCACUCGUGGAAAACGCCGAGAGGGCCCUUAUCACCACUAUCAAGGCCGUAGAUAAGGACACGUCGCCGCAGUUCAGGCAGCUGAUCUACAAAUUCGACGCGACGGCCACUGAGGACGUGAGGGACAAGUUCGAGCUGAAGCCCAACGGCGAGCUGUGGACGACGAAGCCGCUCGACCGGGAGGAGGUCAAGCAGUACCGCGUGCCCAUUCAGGUCACCGACGGCAUUCCCGGUACGUUUUUAUUAUCAUAGCUUCCCACUUCUUUCUUUCUUCAUUUCUUCUUCCCUGGUUGUUUUUCUUGUCUCCCUC